AUGGACACGAUAAGUGAUCGACAUCACCGAUGUCUGUUCGGAUGGGUCCACGUCUCGGUGAGUCUUCUUUUUUCGAAAUUAUAUUCAUAGAAACCACUGAGAAAAACGGGAAGUCUCUAAAACUUGUAAGCACCAGGAAACUGUACAAUUUGUUGGACUUAUGCUACCGUCCGGUGUCCAUUUUUGCUGCCGGCAUCUGGAAUUAGAGAAAAUGGCUUCUUAAUGAUUCAUCGAAAUCAGGGGAGUCAAGUCGAGAUAAUACGCAUUCUGGCCGACACUAUUCGAACAGCGAACAAAAAAAAGACAAACAUUUGUGAUUUCAGACAACAAUGCGGCUGAUCCUGGCCUAUUUCGUGGUGUACAACGUGGCCCUGGGCCUUUUGGGCCUUCCGUGGUUCAGCAUUUACAUCGGACUCGCGGGCCUCUGCGUCACCGCGUUCACUUCGUUUCAGGUCUACAAGAAGAACGAUAGGAUGCUUUUUCCGUUUUACCUUUAUGUGGUCGGUCAUUUGAUCGCGAAAGUGGAUUAAAUUGACCGUUUGCAGCUCUUCACAAUAUUCUAUCUUCUUUUUCUGGGUGGAUACUUCUUCUUUGUUAACAUAUUCCACAAAAAUCUGGUGAAAGGUGAGAGAUUCUACCGAUCUUUAAUAAAAGAGAAAUUGCAGACGCUCUGGGCGACCACUCGGACUCCAUCUCAUUCAUUUGGCACUUCGCAGACAUCGUGCUCAUAAUGACCCACGCGUGGGUGCUCUCCGUCUCUUCCAAGUGCCGAAAGUACUUUCGAUGGGUGCGGGAAGGAGGCCAGAAAGGUGAGAAUUCACUUCACUUCACUUGUUGGCCCACAUACAGAAGCAGCAAGUUUGAGAGUAAAUUUCAUGAUUAGAAGACGUCGUCUGAGUCCGAAAACUUCUUUGUUCUAUUGUUUCCGUAAAACUUCUCAUGAGACUACUGUAGGUCAUGGAAGUGACAACUCUCACUAACAUGAGUAGGGUACCUUGACUUCUAUAAGUUACAGUAAUCUUACUUAGAAGAGGUGGUGCAAAAAUGAAGUACUACAAGUACUAGAUCACACUCAACAAAGACUUAGAUUGAUGUAACGUCUUCAAACCCUGCUACACACUUUCAAACUUUAAAAAGUCGCUUCCGUAUGUAGUCUCACCCUUUCGCACCUGUGCUCUUUGAAAAACCAAACAAAAAACGAGAAUCCGUUCAAGAACUUGUCCCAAUUCUCCACUAAACACAGCAGAAAUCCAAGGAAACGGGCGCUUCGAAACGUCUUUCGAUCAGUCGAACUACAGUAUGCUGAUGGGUAAGCACGCCGUCUUUUCGGUGUUGUGCUCGAAACUUCUGUCUCUAUCCGUGCCCCCUUUUGCCUGGUCGUUUCAGUUUCCGCUGCCACCGUUCCCUUUCUCUCGACCAAUUCGAUCGCAUUUUCAGUGGAAAUGCCGACGACCAGCACGGCUCCUCGCCACGAAUCGAAACCGGACAUAUUCUGAUCUCUUUCGCUGUUUUCUUUUCUUUUCGCCCCCUCCACGAAGCCUGAUGAUGCAAACUUGAAUGUGAGACGAUUUCCUGUCACGGGUUACCCACAAUUUCUUCCCUCUGGUACACAUUUCCCACACCGAUUCAAUUGAAAAAAUAAAGUAUCCUUUGAAACAGUGAUUUCGAUAAUAAAUGUAUUCUUGAUUUAUAUUGUGCAACUACACAGCAUUACAUAACAACAGGCCGGACAGCCCAAACUCGGACCCUCUCCUCAGAGAGGCGCGGAAGCAAGAUCUGAUUGCCGGGAAGCCGAAGAGAUCUCGGUUCACCGCGUGGUUCCACAAACGGUUCGGAACCCGAUCCUCUCCGUUCGCAUUCGAUAACAGUAAGGAACCGCGUGGAGCUUUCCCUAACAAUUAUUUUCAGUCCCGUACUGGACGAGCGACGAAGUGUGCGCAUGGCUCUCUUCGAUCGGAAUGUCCGAAUACGGAUCGACAUUCCGGAAAAACGACAUUCAAGGAUCCGAAUUGAUGCAUUUGGAACGGUCGGACAUUCUCGAGAUUGGCAUCAACAAAAUCGGACAUGUCAAGCGACUACAGGUACCCCCCAAGCAUCACAAAUACCCCUUAACACCAUCUUUUUCAGUCGGCCAUCCUCGAACUGCGGGCCCACAACCAACGGGCUCGACGAGCACAAGCCCGCAAGAAACGGCGAGUCGCGAAGGAUUACAAACCGGAAGCGGCGGCCGGCGGAAGCGCGGACAAGCGGAAGGAGUCGAGUGCGGAACGGUAUCCGGACGGGCAGCCGUCGACUUCCUCUUCCGCGUCGGCGCCGUCCGGAAAGAGCGGAACGACGCGGCGAAUCCCUCCAAAGGACGGAGAAUCGGCGCCGGCGGUGAUGCAGAAGGAUCCGUCGAGCAGCUGA
Molecule: messenger RNA, 2406 nt
Organism: Caenorhabditis sp. 36 PRJEB53466
Lineage: Eukaryota; Metazoa; Nematoda; Chromadorea; Rhabditida; Rhabditidae
Source: the annotation of a GenBank genome assembly